Molecule: messenger RNA, 1685 nt
Organism: Rubroshorea leprosula
Lineage: Eukaryota; Viridiplantae; Streptophyta; Magnoliopsida; Malvales; Dipterocarpaceae
Source: the annotation of a GenBank genome assembly
AUCAAAUUCAAUUAAUUUCGUUCCUUGUUUUUUUCAUUUUCACAUCACUGGAGCAUGCUGACCUGUGAUCCACACUAAAAACAAUGGCAAACUCUCUCUAUAUAUAGCUCGAUACCACCUCUGUUUCUUUGCUCAUCACAUAUCUGAUAUUUUUCCUCAUAAAAUGGCUAUGUUUGUUUGCUUCGUCUUCUUCUUUCUCGUUUCCUCUGCCACUGCUUGUGAUCGUUGUGUGCACCAAUCAAAGGCUGCUUAUUUUUCCCAAGCCUCUGCUCUUUCAUGUAAUUUUCGCGGUUCCUCCCUUCUUCUUUGUUUGUUUGGUUUUCUUGUUCUUUGAUUGAUCACACCCAGUUGGGUUCGUUGUCAAAAAACGAAAUUGGCACAGACCCAGAUGAUGUUUCUGUGAUAAUUUUAGUGGGUAUGAUUUGUUUUCUUCAUUCGUUGCAGCUGGGGCUUGUGGGUAUGGUUCAUUAGCUAUAGGCUUCAAUGGUGGACACCUGGCAGCUGGGGUUCCAUCCCUUUUCAAAGAUGGAGCUGGUUGUGGUGCAUGCUUUCAGAUAAGAUGUAAAAACACAACUAUGUGUAGAAGCAAAGGGACUAGAGUGAUUCUGACUGAUCUCAAUCACAACAACCAAACAGACUUUGUUCUCAGCAGCAGAGCUUUCAGGGCCAUGGCUAACAGUGGCUUAGACAAAGAAAUUUUGAAACGCGGAAUUGUGGACGUGGAGUACAAGAGGUAUGCAGAUACUAAAUAUUUAAUUGCACUCACACGGACAAAAUAAUAAAGAAUCCAAUCCAAUCUUUUCUUUUUGUUUCUUUAUAAUCUUAUGGUUCUGUUACACCCUACUAAAUAAUUCAAAACAUUUGGGGUCAAAUCUGCAGGGACAUUAAUGACAUUAACAGCCCAAUAUGUUCAUUAAAAUCUUUUUAUUUUGUUGAACUCAUGUUCAUUAAAAUCUUUUUCUAUGUGUGCAAGUAGUCACAUUCGUACAUUCACAUUUAUCUGUCCAGCGCUACUAAUUGUUCAGUUGCAAUCAUAUCAGUAUCAAUUGACUUGAUUAUAUGUUCAGGGUACCUUGUGAAUACAGCCAGAAUUUGGCAGUGAGGGUUGAAGAAUCUAGCCAAAAGCCAAAUUACUUAGCAAUUAAGUUGCUGUACCAAGGAGGCCAAACAGAAAUAGUAGGCUUGGAUGUGGCACAAGUUGGUUCUUCAAACUGGAGUUUCAUGAGCCGAAACUACGGCGCGGUGUGGGACACAAGCAGGGUCCCAGAAGGGGCAUUGCAGUUCAGAUUUGUGGUAACAUCUGGGUAUGAUGGGAAGUGGAUUUGGGCAAAGAGUGUGCUACCGGCGGACUGGAAAGCGGGGGUAGUGUAUGAUACGGGAGUUCAGAUCACUGAUAUUGCACAGGAAGGUUGCUCUCCUUGUGAUGGAGGGGAUUGGAAAUGACCAAUUGAGGAGGAGGUUUUGAUUUCAUAAAGUAAUCUACUGUGAAUAAUUUAGGGACAUGUCAUGUAAUGUUCUUGAUGAUGUCUAACAUAUUUAUUUCCGUUAGCCACAAUAAAAUGCUCAUUCUUUCUUUGUUAAGGGCCUUGUUGCUUGGAAGUCACGGCCAAAAAAUACUUGAAAUGUUAAAGCAUCAAAAGAUUCAAAACUGCGAGGCUUUAUGCAAUUAAAUUUUAUUGGGAAAA